UCCAUCAUAACAGGACGCACGAAAAGGUCUCGAGGGCCUGAGCUCCAAAAUUCAAAAGUCCGCCAUUUUGCUCAUAUCAAGUUCCAAAGUUAUUGAUUUCAUUAGUGAGUUAUCUAGACAGUGUGUUGAUGAGUGAGCAGGUUAUUCAGUUAGUCGUGUUAAUUAGUGAGUUAGGUAGUUUGAAAUUUAGUAGGCUAAUAAGUUAGCUGUGAGUUAGCUAGAUGGUGAGUAAUUAGUGAGCAAGUUAUUGAGUGAUUGAGAAUGCUGGUUCGCCAGUUAGUCAGCUAGCAGUAGUGAGUUAGCUAGUUAGUUUGGAGGAUUGGGCUCUUUUUUAGGGGGUUGCAUCAGUGGCCGAGUUUGGGCAAGAUGGUGGCAAUUUUGCCUUCAAGUCCCAAAGGAACCUCCAAACUUUGGAAGCUCCUAAAUUCACUUCCUAAUUUUCAUACAACAACAAUGGAUUUUCGGUCGGUGCGAGGGCGAAUGGUUGCUUUGUUUCUAUGUGCCGUGCGAUUGCCUGGCGACCAGUUCCGGGUGUCGCCCCCGCCCGAAGAUAGCCGGGUGGGCUCCAGCACGCCCGCGACCCCCGUGAGGAGAAGCAGAACGGAAGAUGAAUGGAUGGAUGGAUAGAUUAUAUCUCCUAUAAGAAUCUUUCUGAGCAGCCCUAAAAUGCGUUUUUGCUUUCGGGGUGUAAAAACGUCUUCGGGGUGACGUCACCACCUGCUGGACACGAGGAGAAUGCAGAGGCUUAUGUGACGUCAUCGCGAGGAGAGCCUGCGGACCAGAAUCGAGCACGCGCGCGCGCACGGGAGAGAAGGAGGUGAGCUCCGGCAAAGAUGGCGCGCUGGCUCCUUUUGGACUUUCCUCGGGGAGGAUUGGAACCUGCACCCCGAAGUCCGGCAACUAUUUUGUGGUUCAGGGUCCCCGCGUGAGGGCGUGCGGACGGAAACUUGUCCAAGUUCUCGGGACGACAAGUUGUCUUUGUGGGGCUGUCGCUCCCCUUUGUGGCCUGCCAGCGCCCACUCGUCAUCUUCUUCUUCAUCUUCAUCAUCCUCGUCAGCCCACAUGGCCAAAGGGGCGGGGCCACCGCACGGCUCGGACCCGGGUCCGAGCGAAUCCGACGUGCGUCGCUGUGAGGAGGCCUGCCGGGGGGGGGACUUUGCCCUGGCGGCGCGGCUGUGCACGGAGGCCCUGGCGGCAGACCCCCUCAACUGCGUGGCGUACAGCGCCCGCUCGGCGGCCCACCUCGGCCUGGGUCGCUACCGCCGGGCCCUGCGCGACGCCAACAAGGCCCGGGACAUCAACCCCAAGUGGACGCAGGCCUACUUCCGCCAGGCGGUGGCGCUGCAGCACCUCGGUCGCCACGGAGAUGCCCUGGCAGCGUUUGCCUCGGGCGUGGCCCAGGACCCCAAGAGUCUGCAGCUCCUUACGGGAAUGGUGGAGGCCGCCAUGAAGUCGCCCCUCAGAGAGUCUCUGGCACCUACCUACCGUCAGCUGUGCGCCAUGAAACUGGAGCGCAGCCCCUUCAUGGUGGUGUCACUGAUUGGCCAGGAGCUGCUGACACAUGGAUUCCACGCCGCCGCCGCAGAAGCGCUGGAGGCGGCGCUGCAGAUCGGCACAUGCUCGCUGAAGAUGCGUGGCUCCGUCUUCUCGGCGCUCAGCGCGGCGUACUGGUCACUAGGCUACACAGAGAAGAGCCUGGACUACAUACAGCAGGACCUGGAUGUGGCCCGCACCUUAGGUGAUCAGACGGGUGAAUGCCGUGCCCAUGGCAACCUUGGCUCCGCCUUCUUCUCCAAAGGCAGAUAUCGAGAGGCGCUGGCCAAUCACAGGCAACAACUGGUUCUGGCCAUGAAGCUCAAGCACAAAGAGGGAGCGUCCGACGCCCUCGGCGCUUUGGGCCAUGUGUACACGGCCAUCGGCGACUACCCCAACGCGCUAGCCAGCCACAAGCAGUGUGUCGCGCUGGCCAGAAAAAAUGGUUGCCAGCUCUCAGAGGCCCGCCAGCUGGGCAACAUGGGUGCCGUGUACACCGCCAUGGGGGACGCCACCGGCGCACUGCGGUGCCACCAGCAACAUUUGGAUAUCGCUGAGGCUCUGGAUGACCGGCGCGAGGAAGCUCGUGCCUACAGCAACCUGGGCAGCGCCUACCACUCUCAGCGUGACUACGACAAAGCCGUGUCCUACCACAGGCGAGUUCUCAAGCUGGCUCAGGAGCUUGGAGACCGCACUGUGGAGAUGAGGGCCUACGCCGGCCUGGGACACGCCGCCCGAUGCAUGCAGGACCUGGAGGCGGCGCUGCGGUACCACCGACAGCAGCUGGAAAGUUCCGAGGAGCUGCAGGACGCAGCGGCCCGAGGCCGAGCCUCUUCCAACUUGGGCAUCAUCCAUCAGAUGAGGGGCGACUACAAGGUAGCCCUGAAGCUCCACAAGGCCCACCUGACCUGUGCCCAGGAGCUAGGUGACUACGCCGCCCAGGGGAGGGCCUACGGCAACAUGGGCAACGCUUACCACGCCCUGGGCCUCUACGAGCAAGCUGUGGGCUUCCAUCGCCAGGAAUUGAACAUCUCCCUGGAGGUGAAUGACCGUGCGUCCCAGGCCUCCACGCAUGGCAAUCUGGCGGUGGCCUACCAGGCGCUAGGUGCUCCGGAGCAGGCCCUCCAGCACUACCUGCACCACCUGACCAUCUCACGGGAGCUUUGUGACGUUCAAAGUGAAGCGAGAGCUUUAGCAAACUUGGGCAACUUCCAUUGCUGCAGAGGUGACUACACGCAGGCGGUGCCGUACUACCAGCAGUACUUGCUUCUGGCUCCCAGCCUUCAGGACCUGGAGGGUGAGGGAAAAGUUUGCCACAACCUCGCGUAUGCCCACUUCUGCCUGGGACAGUACCAAGAGGCCAUCAGAUACUACGAGCAGGACCUGGCCUUGGCCAAGGACCUGCAGGACAAGUUGGCCCAGGCCAAAGCUUACUGUAACCUGGGCCUCGCCCACAAAGCCUUGGGGGAGUUCAGGAGAGCAGAAGAAUGUCAGAGAUAUCUGCUCCAGAUAGCACAAGCUUUGGAGAACACACAGGCUAUCUUCAGGGCUUUGGGCAACCUUGGAGAUGUUUGUGUUUGUCUGGGAGAUCUUCAGGGAGCCAACCGCUUCUACCAGCAGCAGUUAUCUUUAGCUCAGAAUCUCGUGGAUAACAAGAUGGAGGCGGAUGCCUACUCAGCUCUAGGAUCAGUUCACAGGUUGCUUGGCCAGCUGGACACAUCCUUGUCCUUCCACAGCCAGGAGCUGACCCUGCGCAAGGAUCUUGGCGACCAUCGGGGGGAGUGCCACGCCCUGGGUCGCCUGGCCGGCGUACACAUGGCCCUGGGAGACUACGGCACAACCCUGCUGUGCUACGAGGCUCAGCUGGGUCUGGCGCAACGGCUCAACGACGCCCGCCUGGAGGCCCGGGUCCACGGGAACAUGGGCAUCGCCAAGAUGAACAUGGGCCACUUUGAGGAGGCCAUUGGCUUCUUGGAGCAGCAGCUAGCCAUGUUGCAGCAGGUGAGCUCCAGGGAGGGCAUCCUGGAUCGCGGAAAGGCUUACGGUAACCUUGCAGACUGUUACGACGCCCUGGGAGACUUUGAGGAGGCAAUUCAGUGCUAUGACAAGGCCCUGACGGUGGCUCAAAGUCUCAAGCAAGUCCAGGACCAGGAGAAAGCCUACAGAGGACUUGGCAAUGCUCACAGGUCUGUGGGCAACCUCCAGCAAGCUUUGGUGUGCUUGGAGAAGCGGCUGGUGUUGGCCCACGAGAUGGGCGGAGCGGCAGGUGGGAAGGCACAGGCCUACGGCGAACUGGGCGACCUGCACAGUCAGCUGGGAAACUACGAGCAGGCCUUGACCUGCCUGGAGCACCAACUCGGCAUCGCUCGCUCAACCGGGGAUGAAUCUCUGGAAGCGCAGGCCAGCGACUCACUCGGUGGAGUUUACCAAUUGAUGGCCGACUACAUGACAGCGCGGCAGUGGCACCAAAGAGCUCUGGACAUGGCGGAACAGAAGGGCUGCGUGAGGAACCAAACCCGAGCCUACGGAAACCUAGGAGUGACCUACGAGGCUCUGGGCAACUACGAGAGGGCCCUGGUUUUCCAGGAGCAGCACCUUAGCAUGGCGGCACAGACCAACGACUUGGUGGCCAAAACGUUGGCAUUCGGGAGCCUGGGGAGGGUACACCACGCACUGGCCAACUACACGCAGGCCGUGAUGUACCUGCAGGAAGGACUGCGCCUGGCCGAGCAGUUGGCUCGCAGAGAAGACGAGGCCAAGCUACGCCACCGUCUCGGCUUGUCUCUGUGGGCUGAUGGAAACCUGGAGGAGGCCCAGCACCAGCUGUACCGAGCAUCGAUUCUCUUUGAGAGUAUUCGUCGCGAGAUGCGGCACAGUCCAGACUACAAGCUCUCCCUCUUUGACCUGCAGAGCAGCUCGUACCAGGCUCUCCAGAGAGUCCUUGUCAGCCUCGGGCGCCACGAGGAGGCGCUCUCCAUAGCGGAGCGAGCCCGAACGCGGGCCUUCGCCGACCUUCUGGUGGAACGUCAGAAAGGACGCCAGCGGCCGGAAGGCUCAGACCAGUACGCUCCUGUUACGGUGGAGCACAUUAGGGAGACUGUCAACUCCCUGAAGGCCAUGGUGCUAUACUUCUCAGUGGUGGGAGGCUUCCUGUACAGCUGGCUUCUGGCUCCUGGUUCAGGCAUCGUCAAAUUCAACCAGGCCCGUGUGGGAGCUGAUGCGCCAGAGUUCCAAGACAACGGUUGGAGCUCGUUGGACGGCGGUCAACUUUCUCUGGAGCAGUACAUCUGCAACGCUAGAGAGGUUCUGGGAGUUGACGGAUACCUCAGCAGAAGCUGCCGCAGCGUGAGCAGCAUCAACAGCGUUUCUUCGGCGAAGGACGGCUCGUCUUCUCCUUCCUGCCGGCAGGGUAUCGAACGUUCUCCUCUCAGCGCCCUCUACGACUUGCUCAUUGCGCCGAUGGAGGCGGCCCUGCUGCACAGCAGCGGUCCAGCGGGCCAACAACGGCAGCUGGUCCUGGUCCUGGAGGGCGACUUGUACCUGGUGCCCUUCGCCUCGCUCAAAGGCAGCUCGUCCAACGAGUUCCUCUACGAGAUGUUCAGUCUGCUUUGCGUGCCCUCGUUAGCGAGCCUGCAAGCUUCCGGGAAGCGUUCCCACGCCGGUGACCCCUCGCCCUGCUGGGACGGUGGCUCCGUGUCCGCCGUGGUGGGGGCGCCCCUCCUGCCACCCGGCCUGAUGCGGCGCUGGUUGUGGGGGCCGCUGCCUUCUGCCCGGGAUGAGGCUCUGCGGCUGGGGGAGCAGCUGGGGUGUCGCCCGCUCACCGGCGUCAACGCCACAAAGGAAGGUGCCCUCGCCGCCCUCACUCGGGCGCAGUGCGUUCACUUUGCCACUCACGUUUCCUGGAAGCUUGCCGCCCUGGUGCUCGCCCCGGGUCGGGAACGAGCCGCCGCCCAGGAGGAGGAGGGGGGGCGGCAGAUGAUGGCUUCAAGUGCGGCGCGCAAACAUAGAGGGAAGAAGGCUUGUGAGGAUGAGGACAGCGAAUGUGAGAGCGCGUGCAGCGGUCCGCCGCUUGGAGAUUUCCUCCUCACCGCGGCGGAUAUCUUGGAGCGCAACCUGAGCGUCAAGCUGGUGGUCCUCAGGUCGUUCCCCGAGUGUGGCGUCCGGGUGACGUGUGACGGCUUGUCGGGCCUGACAGGAGCCCUGCUGUCGGCGGGCGUCGGAUGCGUGUGCGUGUCUCUGUGGCCGACUCCGCCCCCCGCCUCCAAACUCUUCAUGCGGACCUUCUACGCGGCACUGCUCAAUGGCGCCCCCUGCAGCGCCGCGCUCAAUGACGCCAUGAGGAUGCUACACAACAACAAGGACUUCGCACACCCCUCAAACUGGGCAGGUUACCUUCUGAUCGGCGGCGACGUGAAGGUGAGCGGCCCCGAGUCCGUGGCGCGACAGGCCUUGGCGGAGGUCCUCCGGCACGCCGACAGGGCCAGGGACGCCCUGAGGGUCCUUCUCCACCUGGUGGAGAAGUCUUUGCAGCGCAUUCACAGCGGCCACAACAACGCCAUGUAUACGUCGCAGCGCAGUGUCGACAAUAAGGUCGGCGGUGUUCCCGGGUGGCGAUCCCUGCUGUCGGCGUUGGGUUUCCGUUUGGACCUCGGCGGUUCGGGCCUCCCCGCCGCCGUCUUCUUCCCCACGUCGGACCCUGGAGAACGGCUGCGACGUUGCAGCCUCACCAUGCAGGCCCUGCUGGGUCUGAGCGCUGCAGCAUUUCAGGCUCUUUGCAAACUGCUGUCAGCACCUGAAGCGGGAGAGCAGCUCGUACGCAAGCUCCACCAGGUGCUGCCGCAGCUGCCGUCGGCCGACGGCGAGCGCGACCGGCCAUCGGCCGCCGUCCAAACCUCCCUCAGCGUGCGCGUGUGGAGGCUGCCGGGCUGCCACGAGUUCCUCGCCGCGCUGGGGUUCGAUCUGUGCGAGGUGGGUCGGGAGGAGGUUCUGUUGAAGACGGGGAAGCAGGCCAGCAGGCGCGCCAUCAACUUCGCCCUUCAGUCUCUCCUGGUACUCUUUGACUCCACGGAUCUUCCCAAUGAUGUCAGCGUGUCCAGCUCCUCCUCUCUGGAGUCUCUCUCGUCCUCCCCGUCGGCAUCUCAGCCGCCGUCUUUUCCCGCCUCGCCGCCUCGUCCGUCCUCCCCAUCCGCCAUCUGCCGGGACGCGCUGUCCGGCGACGCCAUCUCCGUCUACAGCCUCAGCUCGCUCACCUCCUCCCUCAGCUUCCUGCCGCGGCCCGAGCCCGCGGGAAGCGACGUCGACAGUCAGCGCUCGCGGCCCCAGGAGGGGGCGGAGACGCCUGGCCGCUCCAGGCGAACGACCGAUCAGAGCAAAGGGGAGGCGGGCGAUGAGGACUACCAGGGCUACGCCAUCAUCAGCAGCGAACCUCUCGGGCUCGGGGACUUUGACGCACCACCCGCAGGACACCACCACACCAGGGGUGGCGACAGGGAAAUGGAGGGCGGAGGAGGGUCCGCCACCACUUCCACGUCAGUGUCUCCGAAAAAAGCGCCACCGCCAAAAGUUCCCCCCAAGCCGCAACACAAACAGGAAAUUUCAUCUCCACAGAGGAGCGUGCCGGCAGGCAAAGGGAAGACCUGCAGCUCCGAGUCAGACCGCUCGAGCACGGAGACCGACAGCACCGUCAAGUCCCAGGAGGAGCGGAGCAUGCCGCCGGGACAACUGGACCCCCAGGAGCUGGCCCGCAAGAUCCUGGAGGAGACCCAGGGCCACAUGCGAGCCGUGGAGAGCCUGCAGAGGGCCGCCGGUCGGCGCUCUCUCUCGACACCCACCACCCCGAUUCUGAGCAGGGGUGCGCGGGCCUUUCAGCCCUCUGAGACCAGCGCCUUCAGCAGACCCCCAAGUAGGACGAGUCUCGGCGCUCUGCCCCUCAGUCCUCUCUUGCCCAGACCACCUUGCCGCUCCUCCUCCCUGCAGAAGCUCGUGCCGUCCUCAUCUCCCAAACGUCUCACCUCACUUGACAAAGAGUCCCACCUCAAACCUUCAUCUGGCAGCGAGUCGCAACGAAAACCACCUGGCAGAGAGUCUCGCGUCGGACCUUCAACUGGGAGACAGUCCCACCUUACACCUUCAUCUUCCAUUGAGCCCCAUCUCAGACCUUCAGCUGGCAGCGAGUCCAAAGUCAAACCAUUUCACAGCAAGUCCCACCUCAGACCUUCAACUGGCAGAGAGCCCAACUUCAAACCUUCACCUGGCAGCGAGUCCCACCUCAAACUCUCCCUCAUCCCUUCCCCCUCCCCCAGGGCCGUUCCCCGACCCAAAAGCUUCAAGGCGGCCCGCCAACACGAGGGUGCGUCCCCCGCCAGCCUUCUUCCGGGAAAGAAAAUGAGCACAGUGAAAAAAGAUGUUCUCGGUUUGCUGGACCUCUCGCCGCGACGUGAGCCCACCGAGGGUCUGGAUCAUGUCCACCGCGUGGACACCAAAGCACCCGCCGCUUCCAAACCUCCAAAACGCACCAAAUUUCCUGCUGGCUACAAAUUUCUAGCAGGGCAUUUUUUCCCUUCUUCUAAGUGUUGACACCGGCACCUUAGUGGUUGCCAUGGUGAUUGCCAGGACCUGAUGUUCUGCGAAGGAUGCUGUAGAAGACACUGAGAUGUGAUGCGAAAGCUUUGGUUGCUAGGCAACAACUGUUGGUGUGAAGUAAACAGGAAGAAUGAACGUUGGUGAGACUUGGACUUGAGUUAUGAUGUGUCUGUGUUUAUACUUUGACGGACGCUGUCAAUUUGUCAGCUGAACACAUUUUGGGGACCAGAAGAUUUUAUAUAUAUAUAUAAAUAUAUAUAUAUAUAAAUAAAACUCUGAAUUACAUUACUGAGAAUAACUGAAACACAUUUAUAGCAUCAUAUUUCCUAUAUACUGUAAUUGAUUACACGUUCCAGUCAUUAUUACAUCUCAUAUGUAUUUAAGAAAAAAACGAGUAAAGCAAUGAAUUGAAAUAUUCUUCCGAUGUCUCAACUAAUAAAUGACUUCGUGAAACUUCAUAACUACUCAUUUUUUCAAGGAUUUUACAGUAGAGUGGACUCCUCAUAUUCACGGUUCGGCAUUCACAAAUGUACCUAUUUGAUGAUUUUGGGGGUAACCUAUCGCCUGUUAUUUGUUUUUAAGUCCCAUUUUUUUUUUAAUGGCAGAAUACUGUCUUCACUAUGUUUGCAAGCAUUUGGAAUGCUAUGAGCCUCUUCCCAUAGUUUGGUGUAUAUUUAUGGUUUAAACUAUCAAUAUAGGGAAUUAUACUUUUCGCUAUAUGUAGACUUUUGCUAUUUGCGGGUGGGCAAUUAUAAUAUGUUUUUGGGUGACCCCCACUGAAGUUAAUGUAAACAUUAGUGUACCUGAAAAGGCCAAGACACUGCCCAGUGAUUGGCUAGCGAACCCACUGUUAUUUUAUUAUCAUAAAUUGUGUUUUCACCUAUUUCUAUAUUGCAAAGUAUUUGUUUUUUAACCACACAAUGAUCAAAAUAAG
Phyllopteryx taeniolatus (common seadragon) is the source of this 9049-nucleotide messenger RNA. RefSeq names its product tetratricopeptide repeat domain 28 (gene ttc28). Gene Ontology annotation, molecular function: protein binding. The coding region runs from base 1063 to 8109 and encodes 2348 amino acids. The transcript has 31 exons. NCBI's taxonomy places the organism in Eukaryota, Metazoa, Chordata, Actinopteri, Syngnathiformes, Syngnathidae. The record is from RefSeq and is a predicted model, not a curated record.